Messenger RNA from Electrophorus electricus (electric eel), 2633 nucleotides. It is a transcript of the gene masp1, whose product is annotated as MBL associated serine protease 1. The record is from RefSeq and is a predicted model, not a curated record. Gene Ontology annotation, biological process: proteolysis; complement activation. Gene Ontology annotation, molecular function: calcium ion binding; serine-type endopeptidase activity. NCBI's taxonomy places the organism in Eukaryota, Metazoa, Chordata, Actinopteri, Gymnotiformes, Gymnotidae. Gene Ontology annotation, cellular component: extracellular region.
UUUGACGCGCAUGAAAAGUGAGCGUAAACGUGAAUGCCAGAGUCUGUGCACGACCCUCAGCGUGAAACAUCGCGAGUCAUGGACCUGGCGCGCGCUCUGCUGCCCGUGCUUUUCCUGCCCGCGAGCCCAGCGUGGGCCCAAGUCCUGCUGCUCGCAGACAUGUACGGAACCAUUCAGUCGCCGAACUUUCCCGAGUCCUACCCGAAGGACAAUGAGCUGCAAUGGAAUGUCACUGUUCCAAGCGGAUAUACAAUUCGGCUCUACUUCAUGCACUUCGAUAUCGAGCCGUCAUACCUGUGUGAGUAUGACUACGUAAAGGUGUACUCAGAGACAGAAGAGCUGGCAGCAUUUUGUGGGCGAGAGAACACGGACACGGAGAGGGUUCCUGCUGAUGAUGUCAUCCUGUCCCCAGGAAGCAUGCUCAGUGUGGCAUUUCGCUCAGACUUCUCUAAUGAGGAGCGCCACUCUGGGUUUGAAGCACACUACAGUGCAGUGGAUAUAGAUGAAUGUAGGGGCAAGAAUGAUGAAGAGCUGGCCUGUGACCACUUCUGUCAUAACUACAUUGGCGGCUACUACUGCUCCUGUCGUUAUGGAUACCAGCUUCAUUCGGACAACAGAACUUGCAAAGUGGAGUGUAGUGACAGUGUGUACACGGAGCGUUCUGGGCUAAUCACCAGUUCGGAUUUUCCUAAGCCAUAUCCAAAGAGCUCAGACUGUGUGUACCGAAUCGAGGUGGAGGAGGGGUUCCUGGUCACCCUGGAUUUCGAAGACAGCUUUGACAUAGAGGACCACCCUGAAGUCCCCUGCCCCUACGACUACAUAAAGAUUGAGGCAGGAGCGAGGGUGUUCGGCCCAUUCUGUGGGGACCGGCCCCCGGACAGGAUCCAGACGUUAAGCAACAGUGUGAGCAUCAGGUUUCACAGUGACAACUCAGGAGAGAAUCUGGGUUGGAAGCUCACCUAUGCUUCUGCAGGGAGUGAGUGCCCAGUCCUUUUGGCGCCCCCCAAUGGUCAUUUGGAGCCACUACAAUCCCAAUACCUCUUCAAAGAGCACAUCACAGUGACCUGUGACCCAGGAUACUCACUGCAAAAGGAUGGAGAGGAGUUUGAGCAUUAUCAGAUAAAGUGUCAAACAGAUGGAACUUGGAGCAGCAAUAUACCCCUUUGUAAAGGUCUGUUUAGUUUUAGAACAAUCACACACAAAGCAGAUUUGACAGACUGCAAAUUGCUGCACUUCUCAUGGACAGAGGUCUCAUUUGGAGAGAUGGAAGCAGCAGAAGUAGUGGUUGACUGUGGACUUAUAGAUGUGUCUGUUGGAGAGGUGCUAUAUCAGAGCUCCACCAACAGCACUACGUUUGGCACCAGCAUCCAGUACCGCUGCAGAAACUCUCCUACUGGCUACAGCGUGUACACAUGUGGUCAGAGUGGGCUGUGGGUGAGACAGGAUGGCGCUUCACUUCCAGCAUGUAACUCAGAACUGAAGAGUACCGCACAGACACAGCUAGAGUCCCAGCUGCCCUGUUCCACAACCAGAGUCAAACCUGCCUGCGGUCAGCCAUCCCAGCCAUUUCCGGCCCAGCAGAAGCGGAUUGUAGGCGGACGGACGGCGCCUGAGGGUCUGUUUCCCUGGCAGGUGCUGCUGUCCGUGAAGGAUGUGUCCCGUGUGCCCGUGGGCCGCUGGUUCGGCAGCGGGGCUCUCCUUUCGCCCACCUGGGUGCUGACGGCCGCCCACGUGCUGAGCUCUCCACGCCGUGACCCCUCCAUCGUGCCUGUGGCACCCGAGCACGUGAGGGCCACCGUGGGCCUGACCAACGUCCGCAACAGCCUCCCCUCCACAAGCCGGCAGGCCGAGCAUCUCAUCCUGCAUCCGCACUUCGACCCGCGUAACUACGACAACGACAUCGCCCUGGUCCGCCUCCAACAGGAGGUGGUGCUGGGCGAUCUGGUGCGGCCCGUGUGUCUACCUGCGCCGCCGCUCCCCGCUCAGGCGCUCGUUCCCACACCCGGCGCCCUGGGCGUGGUCGCAGGCUGGGGCAUCAGCGCCGCCGACGCCUCGGGCAGCGGACUGACCUCUGACCCCGGCGUAGUGUCCGAGGUGCUGCAAUACGUGAAGCUGCCCGUCGUGGCGCAGGAGGAGUGCGAAGCCAGCUAUGCAUCGCGCUCGCUCAACUACAACAUCACAGCGAACAUGUUCUGCGCAGGUUUCUACGAAGGUGGCCGGGACACCUGUCUCGGCGACAGCGGUGGGGCCUUCGUGAUGGAGGACCCGCGCAGUGGGAGGUGGGUGGCGCACGGUCUGGUGUCCUGGGCAGGGCCAGAGGAGUGUGGGAGCGAGCGGGUGUAUGGGGUAUAUACCCGAGUGGCCAACUAUGUCCACUGGCUUCAUGCAGAGAUGAACACAGAGCACUGAUGGUGACAGGAUAAGAGAUGCAUCAACAUGGGGCUGAGGAGCAGUGAUAGUCACGCUUCUCUCCGCCUUUCUUUCUGUCUUUUCGAUGGAUCCCUCCUCUCUAGCUCUACUUUUAUUCCUUUUCCCUGCAUGUCAUAUAAUAUAAGAUACAACAGGUUUUUCUAGGCCUCCUUGUGCUUUGGAAAGCCAGUGACAGGCUUUCUUUUUGAAAGGCUCUUCUCUAG